Messenger RNA from Bolinopsis microptera, 2560 nucleotides. Its product is annotated as protein DD3-3-like. The transcript has 16 exons. The coding region runs from base 1 to 2154 and encodes 717 amino acids. The record is from RefSeq and is a predicted model, not a curated record. NCBI's taxonomy places the organism in Eukaryota, Metazoa, Ctenophora, Tentaculata, Lobata, Bolinopsidae.
AUGAGAGCACCGGUGCUGCUGUCCCUGCUACUUGGUCUACUUGGUCUACUUGGUCUGGUCACAUGUGACACCUACUUACACAACCCUAGAGGCAGUAACAACAGACUAAACGAACGGACUGCUGUGAGGAGAAACGCCAACAGACUCUUCGACUCUCAGAACAAUAACCGGGGUGGUUAUAAUACCGGGGACGCGGAGGACGGGGCCGCUAAUGGGGACACUAAAAAACAGUACAGUAUCCAGUACUACCAGAGUGGCCCGGAGACAGCAGCAGAGUCCAGACUGAUACUGGAGUGGACUAAUCAGCACGGGUGUGGCGGAAGUGAAGACUCCAGUCCCCACAAGCUGAACUGCGAUGUUGUUAUUCAGUACAUGUGCCAGAACGACGUAGCAAACAGUGCUAUAGAGAAUAAUGACCAAGCUAACAAGGAUGAUAUCCUGCGGGACGGGACCAACACGGGUACUCAGGGGUACCAGAACCCUAACCGGGGGGAGGUCAGCACUAACCAGAACAACAACAAUGAUAACACUUAUGCGGCCAGGAUCAACAAUAAUGUUAACCAAAUUCAGAUGUCUCGAGGGUAUCAGGAGAGUAUGAUAUGGUAUGAUAUGUGCAAGUACCGCGAAGCAAAUGGAGGCUUGUUCACGGCAGAUCAGAGAUUGAACAACGGUAACCUGGGCUACGAAGAUGCAAGUAGGACCCGUCAGAACCCUAAUGGACAGAGACGAGGGUUCGAGUGUCCUGAAGAGAGAGAUUAUUACCCGUACUGGUUCCCCACUCUCAUGACUCAGACAUACGAUACCGAACAUCAAACAACUCCAUGGAUCGAUAUGGCAUUUCUGACCUCCAAUACAUCUCGAUGUGACGUCAUUAAGAAGGGAUCGUUUAACCAGAACGGUAUCCCACGUUGCGUGGUGGAUGAAGGAACGACUGCUCGGCCGCGAACCUACGGCAAAUCAAUCACUGAGGCAGCCUGUGAAGCAGAGAGUGGAACCUGGGUAACGUUUCACUCAUACUUAGAAAUAUUAACUGACAUCACGACAGAGGCAGCGUGUAAUACUAAGGCUGCAGCAGACAAGAGGAACAAAGUCUCCUGGAUGUCUUUAAGGAGCGAUGAACCGAACACUAAGAAGUGUGUCGUGCAAGCCCCCGAAGUGGAUUGCACUGAUGCACCCUGGACUCGCGUAAAUCAUAACGGAAACUCGCCAGACUCACAAGGGAACGCCUCCAGAUACGACGCAGUGUUGCCUUACUUCACAAGUAACGACAACAAACGCUGUGUCAUGAGACUCAGAUACAACAUCUCUACUGAUGACUACGAUCCUUUCAACACCGGCUCUAGUCAAAACCAAGACCUCCAGAACGGAGUGGUAUCCCCGGUGGAACAGAAUCCUCUUGUGGACGUGGGAGCAUCAGCCAGACCCCUCAGGCUUGCUCUUAAUACCAACCAGUACGGAAGGACAUUCCAAGAUAGAUCUCAUGUGUUCAGGAUGUUACCCAGAGACUCGGCUGAUAUGGCAGGAAAAAUAAUACAUAAUCUCAAUGUGAGAGGAAAACGAGGAAAUAUUGUUCAGACUUACCCUGCGGUUGAGUACGACUUUAUCCCGAGUAGAGCCACCAUUUCUACAGCUGAUUUAGUUCACGUCCAAUGGACGGGAUCCAACACUCACAACAACCAACCAAACGGUGGUGACGGUCAAACAGGAGACGCUGGAGAGGGAAGAGGAGGUACCGACAGAUCUAACUUCCUGGAGAUGCAGGGUGAGAUAGAGAAUUACCCCGCCCCAUUCGAAAACACGACAUUGUGGGACAAAGUAAAAUCAGUGACACAGCCUAGCGCUACUGCCAAAGAUAUUGCUGCUGGGUUCUUCAGUUCCGGUUACUACUGUGGAGCUGCAGCCUCCGCAAACGUUUGUAAUGAGAACGGGGAUCAAGUAUUAGGAGCUGGUACAGAUAUGGACGACUUGUUGAACAACGCUCCGGCCAGCUACUUUGGGCACGUGUUAAAGUUCGCGGAGAAGACGACAGUAGCGUACAUGUGCUCCAGGAACAACAACUUCUCGAACCGGUCCCAGAAGGGAAUACUAUGGGUAGUGGACCCAGCAGACGCUGCUGCUACACGGAGGAGGAGGGGCACCACCAACAGGACUUGAUUCACGAUGUCAAUCCUUCGCAUCUCGACGAUCUGCAUAUAUUGUGGUUGCGAGAAGAUGCGCGGCGCGGCACAGUAGUGCAUAGCGCUACAACAACAGGACAUAACCACCGGGACUAAACAUUAGCCCACCACUAUGAACUUAUACACUGAAUACACUGAUAUAAUUUGUACUUCAAGCUAGAUAGAUGCAAAUAAUUUAUGAUAUGAGUGAAAAAUAAAUUUGAUCAUUAAUACUCCGCCAUUUUCAAAAUAAUGUCUUGAACCAGUUUUACUUAAAAUUGCUUUGUGUUUAAAGUUAAAAUUGCUUAUUUAAUGAAUUUAUUGAACAACAGUUGCUGACAGUAUCAGAAUGUAAACCUAUUAUACCCGUAUAAGUAUAAAUAAUAAAACUAAAUUAUAGCGAC